AUGUCGUCACUUGUGAAGGAGCGGGCACUUGUCGAUUGUUUUUCGUCGCAUAAGGAUUAUAAUGACCAGCUGGAUUCAUUCCUAUUUGACUCUCUCCAACCAUUGAAGCAUAGUCACGAUGAGGAGGAAUAUUUCUACCUAUCCUUGUUGCCAAAGCAUGUGGAGCAGGAGAUCCAACAUAUGUUACUUCUGUUGUGGCUUCUACACGCAUCGUCGUCCCACUUGUUCCAGAAGUUGAAAGUCAGUUUACUGACAACGUGUCGAAUCAGACCAGCAGCUAAAAGUCUCGCUGCAUACAAUCUUGCAUGCUUCCGGCUGUGUAUAUCUGUCAUAUGUUCAACUAGCCAAUCGAUUAGAUCACAACCAAUGAAAGACAUGGGAACCAGAAUCUUCAACCACUUUCUGUUCUUCACAACUAAUCCAGAAUCGGGUCUUGCCAUUGCUCGAACAACAAUGAUGGGAUCAAUGAGCUCUGUAAUGGCAUCUGCUGGAGAAUCGAUUUUGGCUCUCACCGGAAGAAGAACAACCGGUCAAAGCAUCAGAUCUCAAAAUGUUACUGCCGCUGUUGCUAUCGCCAACAUCGUGAAGUCAUCUCUCGGACCUGUUGGUCUUGACAAGAUGCUCGUCGAUGAUGUUGGAGAUGUUAUCGUCACAAAUGACGGAGCCACUAUCCUGAAGCAACUCGAAGUUGAGCAUCCAGCUGGAAAGGUUCUCGUAGAACUUGCACAACUUCAAGAUGAAGAAGUCGGAGAUGGAACAACAUCUGUUGUCAUCGUAGCUGCCGAACUUUUGAAGAGAGCUGAUGAACUAGUUAAGCAAAAGGUUCACCCAACAACAAUUAUCAACGGAUAUCGCUUGGCAUGCAAAGAGGCUGUCAAGUACAUCAGUGAGAACAUUUCUUUCACUUCCGACUCUAUCGGAAGACAAUCAGUUGUUAAUGCUGCUAAAACUUCCAUGAGCAGUAAAAUUAUUGGACCAGAUGCUGAUUUCUUCGGAGAACUUGUCGUUGACGCUGCUGAAGCUGUUCGAGUUGAAAGCAAUGGAAAGGUCACUUACCCAAUCAACGCUGUCAACGUAUUGAAGGCUCACGGAAAGAGUGCUCGCGAAUCAGUUUUGGUUAAAGGAUACGCUCUGAACUGUACCGUUGCCAGUCAGGCCAUGCCACUCCGUGUUCAAAACGCUAAGAUCGCUUGCCUCGACUUCUCACUUCAAAAAGCCAAGAUGCAUCUUGGAAUUUCCGUGGUUGUUGAAGAUCCAGCCAAGCUUGAGGCUAUCCGCAGAGAGGAAUUCGAUAUCACAAAGAGACGUAUCGAGAAAAUCCUGAAGGCCGGAGCCAAUGUCGUUUUUACCACCGGAGGUAUCGAUGAUCUUUGCUUGAAACAAUUCGUCGAAUCUGGAGCAAUGGCUGUCCGCCGCUGUAAGAAGUCCGAUUUGAAGAGAAUCGCCAAAGCCUGCGGAGCCACUUUGACCGUUUCAUUGGCCACUUUGGAGGGAGAUGAAGCUUUCGAUGCUUCACUUCUCGGAUACGCCGAGGAAGUCGUUCAAGAGAGAAUUAGUGACGACGAGCUCAUUCUUAUCAAGGGACCAAAAUCUCGUACCGCCAGCAGCAUUAUUCUUCGAGGAGCUAACGAUACUAUGCUUGACGAGAUGGAACGAUCAAUUCACGACUCUCUUUGCGUUGUUCGUAGAGUGUUGGAGAGUAAGAAACUUGUCGCUGGAGGAGGUGCUGUUGAGACUUCUCUCAGUCUUUUCCUCGAAACAUUUGCUCAAACAUUGUCUUCUCGUGAACAACUCGCCGUUGCUGAAUAUGCUUCUGCUCUUCUGAUCAUUCCAAAGGUUUUGGCCAGCAAUGCUGCCAGAGAUUCAACUGAUUUGGUCACGAAACUCCGUGCUUAUCAUUCAAAGGCUCAACUUAUCCCACAACUUCAACAUCUCAAAUGGGCUGGUUUGGAUCUCGAAAAUGGAUCUAUUCGUGAUAACAAGGAAGCCGGAGUUUUGGAGCCAGCUCUUAGCAAGGUCAAAUCUUUGAAAUUCGCCACUGAAGCUGCAAUCACGAUAUUGCGUAUCGAUGACCUCAUUAAGCUUGACAAGCAAGAGCCAGCUGGAGGACAUGAUGAUUGCCACGCCUAA
Messenger RNA from Caenorhabditis remanei, 2130 nucleotides. RefSeq lists its product as uncharacterized. Bases 1 to 2130 code for a protein of 709 amino acids. Gene Ontology annotation, cellular component: chaperonin-containing T-complex. Gene Ontology annotation, molecular function: ATP hydrolysis activity; ATP-dependent protein folding chaperone; ATP binding. Gene Ontology annotation, biological process: protein folding. The transcript has 8 exons. NCBI's taxonomy places the organism in Eukaryota, Metazoa, Nematoda, Chromadorea, Rhabditida, Rhabditidae. The record is from RefSeq and is a predicted model, not a curated record.